CGGACGCGACGACGACCUUGCGGUGUGGCAGCGACGAGCUCUGGUCCUGGGCAUGGCGGCGCAUCCGCACUCCGCCUCCAUGUUCUGUGCCAUGGAUCCGUGCAGUGCCUCUGCCCCUCGCCGGCUAGCUGACAGCUACACCUCUCAUGUCUCCACGACGGCUCCACACAACCACGUCUAUGAACAGUAAACAGGAUUAAACUCGGGGACAAUGAGAUUUGUGUUCGGUAUGGGAUGCAAGCGCGGACUCACUCCAAAUGGUGAAUCAUUAGGACUCGGUGAGAAAUCUAAGACACGUGGUUAUACUAGUUUAGACCAAGGCCCUAGUCAAGUGUAGUGUUGGUUGUAGAAUUGCAGUAGAUUGUGUUAUAACUUGUGUGCUUGUGUCUAGAAAGAAGGUUGCCCUACCCUUUUAUAACUCAAGGGGGACUUUACAGUAGGAACUCAUAUUCUACCGAAAGGGAGCUUGGCUUGCUGCCUCUAGGUGGUUCGGUCGUGGCUCCUGCAGGGGAUCAAACUUCUAGUGCCCAGUCUUCCACCGCUCCCUGAGGGGGUCGCCGUUCAGUGAGAAUGAUACCUUGGGGGCGCCAGAGGCGCCUUCGAGUGCAGAAGAAAGGCAAGAAAGCCUUGCACCCUAUCGAGUUGGGCGAGGGAAUCGCCUCCUCUUCUGACUCAGAGGGUGCGUCCUCCACACCAUCUUCCACCGCUUUCGGAGGGGCGAAAGUCAUAGCGUUGGUGGGUGGCCCGUCGUGUCGUGGCGAUGCAGCAGUUCGCUCUAACGUCCCGGCCGAGACGGGUGGGCCGACCAUGGAUCCUGCCCUGGUCAUGGUGACACCGACCGUGGGGGUCACCGUCUCAGUUGGCAUGGCGCCGCGCCCUGUGGUGCCUUCGGCGCCCGAACGACGACGCGCGGGGAAAAACGUCCGGGCUUGAUUAGCCCCACUACGUAGUGGUGGUGGUGGUGGGCUCAGUCCAUACGCGGGGGGCACACGGUACAUGCCCUGAUGGCAACUACUUGGCACGCCUUUGAUGCGGGCUAGGGUUCUAUACUUCUAUCCUCGCGGGUACACUUGGUGAAAACUUGAUCGUUCGUCCCGACUCGUGAACUUACUCGGUGAGGUCUUUGUCAUCCAUGUCGCAUUGUGGAUUUGCUUGACAGAGACUUUAUAUAGUCCGCCUCCGGCACAAACUAACUUAGGUGUUGUUUGGUUUACAAAAUGUAAUGUAAAUAAUAAUGGUAAUGAUUUACACUAUAGUACCUGCUAUAACAAGUUUAAAUAGGCCAAUAUCCAUUUUUAGUGUUGUAUCUAAUUACAGUUGAACUUAACAAACAUAAUUUAACGUUAUCACGCCACUUUUUUUUUUUGAUCGUCUUCAUCCCGCAUCCGGCACAAACCAACUGCAUCAAGCUCCACCAGAGAAGACAGGCCCGCCGACGGCCGCAGCCGCGGGCGGACUCGUGAGUCGCGACUACGCCGCUGCAGUUCCCAACUCAGGGUGCCUGCCCGUAACCUACCCAAGAGCGGCCCCGCCAUGCGCGCGGAGGUCACCCAGAUCAGCGCCCUAACCGCCGUGGCCGCGCACGUGCUCUGCUCUGCGGGCCUUGCUGCCGCCCACGCCCUCGCUGGCCGCGGCGCGCUCGUCUCCGACCCCGCGCUCGCCCUUCGCCUUCUCGUGGUCUGUGAAGCGCCCAUAGUCAUCGCAGUGUUCAGCUACCUCCGGCGUGAUGCUAAAAGUUGCUCGUUUUUCAGGGCUGUUGCAAGAGGAUUGAUCGGCUUGCCCGUGGGAGCGUUCCUUAAUGCAUUUGGAGCAAUCAUUCUUGGGGCACCUGUUGGAGUCAAGUACUGGAUAGCUACUAUUUACUGGUCGCUUGUCAUGUCCCUGUUUACGUUUGUUCCCGCAGCAUGUGUCUUUGGAGCAUCCAGGAUCGAUUGGCAGGAUGUGCUUUCUCACUCCAUUUAUUUCACGCCAACUGAUGUUGAGAACUACAUGAUCUCUGCACCUUGCCAUGGAGCUGUGCUAGGAGCGUGGCUCGGUGCUUGGCCUAUGCCACUUGACUGGGAGAGACCAUGGCAGGAAUGGCCAAUCUGUGUCACUUAUGGUGCAGUUGCUGGGUAUUUGUUCGGAAUGGCAGUGUCAUUGGUCCUAACAGCACUUUACAAAAGAAGGGUUCGUGCAAAAGCUGACUAGCCGUUCUUCCCACAAAGCAAUGUAUUUGCUGAUAACAUUUCUUGUUCCUGCGAGUACUCAUCACUUUCAGUAGCCUUUUCACCCAGGUUCACAUUGUUGUAUUCUUUUGAAGCCCCCCUCAUUUUUUUUGCAGUUGUACAUUGUUUUCUUGAAUGUAAUGUGAAGGACUCAGUUUAUUACUGUAAAACACACGUUUGUUGAGAGAGUGCGUGUUACACAAAGUUACCUGCUUUAUUA
Molecule: messenger RNA, 2427 nt
Organism: Zea mays
Lineage: Eukaryota; Viridiplantae; Streptophyta; Magnoliopsida; Poales; Poaceae
Product: Phosphatidylinositol-glycan biosynthesis class F protein
Exons: 9
Coding region: 1534-2190 (218 amino acids)
Biological process (GO): GPI anchor biosynthetic process
Cellular component (GO): endoplasmic reticulum membrane
Source: RefSeq, a predicted model, not a curated record